Molecule: messenger RNA, 785 nt
Organism: Salvia splendens (bonfire salvia)
Lineage: Eukaryota; Viridiplantae; Streptophyta; Magnoliopsida; Lamiales; Lamiaceae
Product: SNF1-related protein kinase regulatory subunit beta-3
Exons: 3
Coding region: 137-520 (127 amino acids)
Molecular function (GO): protein binding
Source: RefSeq, a predicted model, not a curated record
GAAUAUUGUAAAUCGUCUCUCCCUCUCUCACGCACGCACGCACGCACGCACGCAUAGAGACACGCAGAGUGAUACGAUUCUUUUGAGAAUCUAUCGGCGGAUUCUACAAGCUGAAUAAUUCCAGAACUGCUAACAGAUGGAAUUUUGCAAUAUUUUUUCAGGCUCCUUUGUCCCAGAAACAAUGAACCACCAAUAUGGUGAAGACCAAGAUCGAGUGAGUGUAGCCGGAUUUGAUAUCCCCAGCUCUCCCGAAGCAAGUUACAACAACGUCUACCCUGGAAAUGAAGACGAGGGGCGAGAACCACCAUCCCUACCUCCCCAUCUGCAGCAUACUUUGUUGAAUCAACCUACGAUGAGUGAUCCUUGUGCACCCCUCCCAUCACCACAGAAUGUUACACUAAAUCAUCUUUACAUAGAGAAUCGAGAACAUCCUCGCACAGUAGUUGCACUUGGGGUCACUCAUCGUUUUCGUUCAAAAUUUGUCACUGUUGUGCUCUACAAACCUGUUCCAAGAAGAUGAAGAUAAAGCAGCAGCAGCAAGAGGUGAUUUUCUUGAUCACGGACCUCACCAUCUCCUUAAUUUGGCCUUUCUUUUAUUUGUAUCAUUGUUUGAGUAGUGGUAGUAGGACUUAGCAAAACUUGAUUUAUUUAGCAUUGAAAUUUAUGUUUCAUCAGGUUGAUGUGGUGAAAAUUUAUGUGUUAAUUAGAAAUUACAUGUGAAGUAUAUAAAUAAUUACAGUAUUUAAAUAGUUUGAAAUAGAUCGGAUGCAGUUAAUUGGGCCUAA